AUGACUACAUCCAAACAACUUUUCGUGGUCGCUUUGCUUCUAGCAACCUGUCUUUUCGCUUUAUCUGACGCAGUACCCCAUCCAAUUCCUGAACCCGAACCAUUCUUUGACGACGGUGAAUACACCAUAAAACACAAUGGACGACUCUACCAAUGUUCUUGCCCGGCAUAG
Ambispora gerdemannii is the source of this 171-nucleotide messenger RNA. The record is from the annotation of a GenBank genome assembly. Lineage: Eukaryota; Fungi; Glomeromycota; Glomeromycetes; Archaeosporales; Ambisporaceae.